AUGGAGGAUCAUACUCACGCCGAGGAAAUAUCAAUUUUCAACACAUUUCCAACUGACACUUCGCUGCAAAGUAGAGAAUGGAUAGAAUAUUUGCCAGCCAACUCGGUUAACUCGGGGAGUCUCGAGUUCAACAUUCCUGCUCAGACCUCUAUGUAUAUGGACUUGAAAAGAAGCUUACUCCACUUGAAGAUACGACUCGUCGACUCGUCGGGCGUGCCUAUUAAAGAGGACGUGAACGCCAGUACAAUUAAUAUGCCAUUUCACACCAUGUUCCGACAGAUUGAUGUCAGUUUUCAACAGACGCCAUUAACGAAACCGGAAGAGUACUACGCCUACAAGAGCUACAUAGAUACCAUUCUUCGAGGUAACGUGAAAGACCGCACCAUUCUCAGUAACAGUCAAAUGUUCUUCAAAGAGACCGGAAAUAUGGACGAAACGGACGCAAAUGGUGAUAAUCUCGGACUCUUCCUACGUCAUCAACGUCUUAAAGGCGGGAAGAUAGUCGACAUGGAAGGACCGCUGCUAUUAGACAUUUUUCAACAACAGAGACUUAUCGUCAACGGUGUGGCACUCACGCUAAAACUAUGGCCAAAUUACGACGCCUUCCGCAUCAUGUCCGAGGACGCGUCAGUGAAACUACAGAUAGUGGACGCCAGCUUCAAACUCUGCGUUCAACGCUUAAAUCCGGCCAUAAUCGUGGCUCACGAAAAGCUUUUUUCGGACAGACACGCCCUAUACCCGUAUCAACGUAGCGUCAUCAAAACGUUAUCCGUACCGCAGGGAAAUUAUAACGUAACGGCCGAUGACGUUUUCCAGGGCCUCGUUCCUAAUCGACUCGUUCUCGGUUUGGUAAAAAGUAGCGCCUUUUCCGGAGAUCAUAAGAAGAAUCCCUUGAAUUUUCUCCCGUUCGAUUGCAACUUCGUUGCCCUUUACGUUGACGGUCAGUCGAUACCUAGCAAACCGCUGCAGCCCAAUUACGACCAAAAGAACUACGUGAGCUGUUACAGGACGCUUGGAACAUUUGGCGAAGACUUGGACAUAGAUCUAAACGAUUAUACCAAAGGAUAUUGUUUGUACGUUAUAGACGUCAACCCCUACGUCACUUUUGACGUCAAAAGAAGAGGACACUGCCGUUUGGACUUGAAAUUUGCCAAAGCCGUGCCAGAGAGUUUGAAUCUCAUUAUAUACGCCAGCUUUCCAGAGGUUAUGUACAUAGACAAGACCAGAAGCGUAAAUCUUCAAUGA
Mercenaria mercenaria is the source of this 1245-nucleotide messenger RNA. RefSeq lists its product as uncharacterized. Bases 1 to 1245 code for a protein of 414 amino acids. The transcript has a single exon. Gene Ontology annotation, biological process: deoxyribonucleotide biosynthetic process. The record is from RefSeq and is a predicted model, not a curated record. Gene Ontology annotation, molecular function: ribonucleoside-diphosphate reductase activity, thioredoxin disulfide as acceptor. Lineage: Eukaryota; Metazoa; Mollusca; Bivalvia; Venerida; Veneridae. Gene Ontology annotation, cellular component: cytosol.